Molecule: messenger RNA, 885 nt
Organism: Penicillium lagena
Lineage: Eukaryota; Fungi; Ascomycota; Eurotiomycetes; Eurotiales; Aspergillaceae
Product: proteasome core particle subunit alpha 7
Exons: 5
Coding region: 1-885 (294 amino acids)
Biological process (GO): ubiquitin-dependent protein catabolic process
Cellular component (GO): proteasome core complex, alpha-subunit complex; proteasome core complex; nucleus
Source: RefSeq, a predicted model, not a curated record
AUGACGUCAAUUGGCACUGGCUACGAUCUCUCGAACUCGGUCUUCUCUCCGGACGGCCGGAAUUUCCAGGUCGAGUAUGCAGUCAAAGCAGUCGAGAACGGAGGAACGGCUAUCGGCAUCCGAUGCAAGGAUGGCGUGGUCUUGGCCGUGGAGAAGAUCAUCACCAGCAAGCUUCUGAAGCCUGGUGCAAACAAGAGAAUAGCAACGGUGGAUCGCCAUGUUGGCAUUGUAUCCGCUGGUCUCGUCCCGGACGGCCGUCACUUUGUUUCCAGAGGCAGAGAUGAGGCUUCCUCGUGGAGGAGCACUUACAAAGGCCCCAUUCCGAUCGCGGCGCUUGCCAAUCGCCUGGGCGGCUACGUGCAAGCCUAUACACUGUAUUCCAGCGUGCGGCCAUUCGGUGUGACUUCGAUUGUCGGUGGAUGGGAUAGCGAGGCCGAGCUGGCCGUGGAUGGCCAGGUGGGAACCGGACCCAAGUCGGGUUCUGGUGGAAAGGUCGAAGGCGCGAAAGCUGGUGGCCCUGGUCUCUACAUGAUUGAGCCGAGCGGGUUGUAUUGGGGCUAUUACGGUGCCGCUACUGGCAAGGGACGACAAGCGGCUAAGGCGGAGCUGGAGAAGUUGGACCUGAGCGCGGAGAAAUUGUCGUUGCACGAGGCCGUCAAGGAAGCGGCCCGGAUUAUCUACGUGGCCCACGAGGACAGUAAGGACAAGGAAUUCGAGCUGGAGAUGACCUGGAUCAGUUCGCUGGACGGGCCCACCAAGGGACGACACGAGGAAGUGCCCCGGGAACUCCUCGAGGAGGCAGAGAAGGCUGCCAGGCGAGCUCUGGAGGGCGAGGACGAGGAAGACGAGGGGGCCCGGGGCUCCGGGGAGCAAAUGGAGGAAUAG